Pisolithus orientalis is the source of this 786-nucleotide messenger RNA. RefSeq names its product magnesium-dependent phosphatase-1. Bases 48 to 704 code for a protein of 218 amino acids. Gene Ontology annotation, molecular function: acid phosphatase activity. The transcript is spliced from 5 exons. Lineage: Eukaryota; Fungi; Basidiomycota; Agaricomycetes; Boletales; Pisolithaceae. The record is from RefSeq and is a predicted model, not a curated record.
AGACUGCUUAACCUGCACGGCGUCAAGCUGUUGGAGCCGGUGCACAGAUGAGUGCAGGAUCACGUCUACCCAAGCUCAUCGCCUUUGAUCUAGAUUACACGCUAUGGGACUUCUGGGUUGACUUUCACAUUACACCACCCAUCCGACAGGAUCCUGCUACGGGAACUGUUUACGACAGCUCCACCGCCGACAUCUACUACGGCAGGAGGACCAGCCCAAAUACCAUUGAGUUCUAUCGGGAUGUGCCGGGGAUUUUGCGAAAAUUAAGAAAUGCAGGCGUCACAGUUGCAGCGUGUUCGCGGACGCCUGUUCCCAAAUUGGCAAUGGAGGCUUUGAGGCUCAUCAGGAUACCCAAUGGCAUGGAUACCGAUACCCUACCACCUACUGCACGCAAUGGGUCGAGUGAUACUCCGAGUUGGAAAUCGACGACGACGCCUGCCAUCAAAUUUUUUGACCAGCUUGAAAUAUACCCUACCGAUAAGAAGGUGCAUUUCGAGGCGCUGCACAAGAAGACUGGUUUACCAUACAGUGAGAUGCUUUUCUUCGACGAUGAGAGGAGGAACCGGAAUGUUGAAACACUCGGUGUAACGUUCAUUCUUGUACCCGAAGGACUGGGUGUAGAUAACAAACUAUUUGAAAAGGGCCUCGACGAAUGGCGAAAGAGACACCCUGAACUGAUAUCCCCGAACACUGCGGAGAACUAGUUGUGUGACAUGUAGAUUAUCCUGCGUUCAUUCUUUCCACCACAAUAGUCUGGUAGGGGGGUGGAUUGUAGAGUAGCAGGCU